AUGACACAACUGCCAGGACAAUGGCCCACCGAUGAAAAUAUUAGAGCAGCCAAUGCAGGGCAUACCGGUGUGAACCAAUUAGGUGGUGUAUUUGUGAAUGGACGCCCACUACCGGAUACAACACGACAAAAAAUCGUUGAACUAGCACAUGGAGGAGCACGACCGUGUGACAUUAGCCGGAUACUCCAGAUGCGUAUCGAAAAUUCUAUGUCGAUACUACGAGUCAGGCACUAUUUCGGCCGCGAGCCAUCGGAGGAUCGAAACCUA
Ostertagia ostertagi is the source of this 267-nucleotide messenger RNA. The record is from the annotation of a GenBank genome assembly. Lineage: Eukaryota; Metazoa; Nematoda; Chromadorea; Rhabditida; Trichostrongylidae.